GUUGAACGUCAAGAUUCACGAUGUGAUCAGGAAAGUUACGAGAGAUGAGUAUUUAAAGAUCAACCGAACAGUCAAACAUUUAGUUCAAUUGUGACCACUCUCUUGAGCAAAUCUUCUGAUUUUCGGAUAUCAAAUUUGCAAAUUCUGGUGGAAAAUUUCAAUCUCGUCUUCCAACAAAUAGGGAAAAAUGGCAAAGGCACCAGCUAUUGGAAUUGAUUUGGGCACCACGUACAGCUGCGUGGGAGUCUUUCAGCAUGGAAAAGUGGAUAUCAUUGCUAAUGACCAAGGCAACCGCACGACCCCGUCCUAUGUCGCAUUCACGGACUCUGAACGUCUCAUUGGAGACGCUGCUAAGAAUCAAGUGGCCAUGAACCCUAAUAAUACUAUUUUUGACGCCAAACGCCUCAUUGGACGUCGUUUUGAUGAUCCUACUGUACAAUCCGAUAUGAAGCAUUGGCCGUUUACUGUUAUCAAUGAAGGCGGGAAGCCAAAGAUCAAGGUAGAAUACAAGGGGGAGCAGAAGACCUUCUUCCCAGAAGAAAUCUCUUCCAUGGUUCUUACGAAGAUGAAGGAAACUGCAGAAGCUUACCUAGGAAGGAAUGUAACUGAUGCGGUCAUUACGGUCCCGGCUUACUUUAACGAUUCCCAGCGUCAAGCAACCAAAGAUUCCGGUGUCAUUGCUGGUCUCAACGUUCUCAGGAUCAUCAAUGAACCUACAGCAGCUGCCAUCGCUUACGGUUUGGAUAAGAAGGGUUCCGGCGAGAAGAAUGUCUUGAUUUUCGAUCUUGGAGGUGGUACCUUUGAUGUAUCUAUCUUGACUAUUGAAGACGGGAUCUUCGAAGUGAAGUCAACAGCUGGAGAUACUCAUCUUGGUGGUGAAGAUUUCGACAAUCGCAUGGUUAAUCACUUCGUACAAGAAUUUCAGCGGAAACACAAGAAGGAUUUAACCUCGAACAAAAGGGCUCUAAGACGUCUAAGGACCGCUUGUGAGAGGGCUAAGAGGACGCUUUCUGCAUCAUCUCAGGCUAACAUUGAGAUUGAUUCUUUGUUCGAGGGAACAGAUUUCUAUACCUCCAUUACCAGGGCUCGUUUCGAAGAGCUCAACUCAGAUCUGUUUAGAGGUACAAUGGAACCAGUGGCUAAAGCCUUAAGAGAUGCUAAAAUGGACAAAGGACAGAUCAAUGAGAUUGUCCUUGUUGGUGGAUCAACAAGAAUUCCGAAGGUGCAGAAAUUGCUUCAGGAAUUUUUCAAUGGCAAGGAACUCAAUAAGAGUAUCAAUCCGGAUGAAGCUGUUGCUUAUGGAGCUGCGGUUCAGGCGGCAAUCUUGCAUGGUGAUAAGUCCGAAGAGGUUCAGGACUUGCUGCUGUUAGAUGUUACUCCUUUGUCUCUGGGAAUUGAGACAGCUGGAGGAGUUAUGACUGUCCUUAUUAAACGUAACACCACGAUCCCUACCAAGCAAACCCAAACCUUUACAACUUAUUCGGAUAAUCAGCCGGGAGUUCUGGUUCAGGUGUUUGAAGGUGAAAGGGCUAUGACGAAGGACAAUAAUCCUCUAGGACGAUUUGAAUUGACAGGGAUCCCACCAGCUCCUCGAGGAGUGCCCCAAAUUGAGGUAGUUUUUGACAUUGAUGCUAACUCCAUCCUCCAUGUGUCGGCUGUGGAAAAGUCAACUGGGAAAGAGAAUAAAAUUACAAUUACAAAUGAUAAAGGACGUCUUAGUAAGGAAGACAUCGAUCGAAUGGUAAAUGAUGCUGAGAAGUAUCGCAAUGAAGAUGAAAAGCAAAGAGAGAAGAUUACAGCUAAGAAUGCUCUUGAAUCCUACUGCUUCCACAUGAAGAAUACCAUUGAGGAUCAGAAUAUUAAGGACAAGAUUAGUGAUACCGAUCGUCAGACCAUCUUGGACAAAUGCAAUGAGACCAUUGCUUGGCUUGAUUCCAAUCAAACGGCCGAGAAGGAUGAAUUUGAAUACAAACAGAAGGAAUUGGAACAGAUCUGCAAUCCUAUAGUAACAAGGCUGUAUCAGGGUGCAGGAGGGGCACCCAAUAUGCCAGGAGGACCACCACCACCUCCUCAACAGUCUGGUGCAGGACCAACAAUUGAAGAAGUUGAUUAAUUUUGUUGCUACGUCAGGAAAGGGCAAACACAAUAAAAGCCAAUGAAAUCUCACGAAAUUUGAUUUAUUAUCUCCCUCUUGGAUGUUCUUCUUUACACAGCUGUGUACUUUUGAUGACAAACUUCACAUAUUACAUACUCAUAAAUUACAUGAUAGAGUUAUUAUGAUUUUUGUCCUUGUUGCACUAUUUUUCAAAUAUGAUACAUCCUGUAGGUUUGGAAAGCAACACAAUGAUUUUAUUGUAGCAAAAAAUCUGUCGUUGUUUAUAGAAUUUAUUUUAAUAAAAGAUUGUAUUCUUUUUUUUUUAAUAAAGUUUGUUAAGAGAAA
Phlebotomus papatasi is the source of this 2440-nucleotide messenger RNA. Its product is annotated as heat shock 70 kDa protein cognate 4-like. Gene Ontology annotation, biological process: vesicle-mediated transport; cellular response to unfolded protein; protein refolding. Lineage: Eukaryota; Metazoa; Arthropoda; Insecta; Diptera; Psychodidae. Gene Ontology annotation, molecular function: heat shock protein binding; ATP binding; misfolded protein binding. The record is from RefSeq and is a predicted model, not a curated record. Bases 188 to 2113 code for a protein of 641 amino acids. The transcript has 3 exons. Gene Ontology annotation, cellular component: cytoplasm; nucleus; plasma membrane.